Trichosurus vulpecula (common brushtail) is the source of this 933-nucleotide messenger RNA. Its product is annotated as olfactory receptor 4C15-like. Bases 1 to 933 code for a protein of 310 amino acids. The transcript is spliced from 2 exons. Gene Ontology annotation, cellular component: membrane. Gene Ontology annotation, molecular function: G protein-coupled receptor activity; olfactory receptor activity. Gene Ontology annotation, biological process: G protein-coupled receptor signaling pathway. The record is from RefSeq and is a predicted model, not a curated record. NCBI's taxonomy places the organism in Eukaryota, Metazoa, Chordata, Mammalia, Diprotodontia, Phalangeridae.
AUGGAAAAUCAAAGUCAUGUGACUGAGUUCAUUCUUCUGGGACUUUCACAGAAUCCAAAUAUUCAGAAAAUUGCGUUUGUUAUUUUCUUAGUUUUCUACAUUGCAACUGUUGGGGGGAAUUUGUUUAUUGUUGUGACCAUCAUCUGCACCCCUUCUCUUUUGGGUUCCCCUAUGUACUUCUUCUUAGCCUUUCUGUCUUUCCUAGAUGCCUGCUUCUCCUCUGUCAUUGCCCCCAAAGCUAUCAUAGACUCUCUCUAUGAAAGGAAAAUCAUAUCCUUCCAAGACUGCAUAGGUCAGAUUUUUGCAGAACAUUUCUUGGCCGGUGUGGAGGUGAUUGUCCUCACAUCCAUGGCCUUUGACAGGUAUGUGGCUAUCUGCAAGCCUUUGCACUACAUGACCAUCAUGAAUCGGCACCUGUGUUUGUUGCUGGUUGGAGUAGCCUGGUCUGGAGGCUUCUUGCAUUCCAUGAUUCAGAUUUUCUUUAUGCUUCCACUACCCUUUUGUGGCCCCAAUGUAAUUGAUCACUUUAUGUGUGACUUGUACCCUUUGCUAGAACUUGCCUGUACUGACACCCACGUGCUUGGUCUGAUGGUUGUGGCCAACAGUGGCUUUAUCUGUAUCAUCAACUUCUCAUUGUUGCUUGUCUCUUACGGAGUUAUCCUGCACUCUCUAAGGACACACAGCACAGCAGCACGUCGCAAAGCCCUUUCUACUUGUGGCUCCCACAUCACAGUUGUAGUCUUAUUUUUUGUACCAUGUAUAUUUGUAUAUACACGACCUCCUACUACGUUCUCUUUUGACAAAAUGGUGGCAAUAUUUUAUAGUUUUCUAACUCCUUUAUUAAAUCCAUUGAUCUAUACAUUCAGGAAUACAGAAAUGAAAAAUGCCAUGAAGAAACUAUUUUCCUCAAAGAUUCAAAACAUACAUGUAUAA